AUGAGUCGAAUCGAUGGGCAGCCCGCGCGGCCCGCGCUGCUGUGCGCCUUGGCGUCGGUGCUCGCCGCGGCGACGGCGCCGGACCCGCGCGUAACGGUGCCCAGCGGCGCGUCCCGCGCCGACGCCCCGCGGGUCGAGGCGGCCGCGCGCGACGGCCUCGCGCGCGCGGUGCCGCUCGUCGGCUACGACCGCGCCCGAUGUUUGGACGGCUCGCCGGGCCGCUACUACGUCGACGUGUACGGCGACAACACGAAAAUCUACGUGCACCUGCAGGGCGGCGGCUUCUGCGGGUCCCUCGGGGCCUGCGCGAACCGGUCGCGGACGCCCCUCGGCUCGACGCGGCCGGACGUGCCGGGCGCCUGGGGCCCGACGCUGGACCUCGCCGCGGAGCGGCCCUACUUCUCGCGGAACGCGACGCGCAACCCGCUGCUCGCGGACUUCACGCACGUCUUCGUCGUCUACUGCGACGGCGCCUACUUUGCGGGGAACGUCGCGGACCCGGCCCCCGAGCCCGGCGGCGACUCGCUCUUCUUCCGGGGGCGGGCCAUCCUCGACGCCGUCGUCGCGGACCUCGACCUCGCCGGCGCGACGGACGUGAUCCUCGGGGGCUGCUCCGCGGGCGGCAUCGCGACGUUUUUACACCUGGACGCCGUCGCGGCGUCGCUGCGAGCGAUCGCGCCAAACGCGGCCGUCGCGGGCUUCGCGGACAGCGGCUACUACGCCGACGUGCCGUACUACACGAACCAGAAGCGUUUCCCCUUCGAGGCGCAGAACGUGACGGCGGACCCGCGGUGCCUGGCGGACCACGCGGACCGCCCGUGGGCCUGCCUCGUGUCGUCCGUGACCGCGAAAUACGCGUUCGCGGCGCGCGGCGCCGCGGCGGGGGCCUUCGUCGACGCCUGCCACCGCCACUGCGACCGCGUCGACGCGGGCCACGACGUGUGGAAUAUCUCCGCGCAGGGCACGACGCCCCUCGUCGCGCUCGCGGACUGGUUCUCGCACCCGCGCGGGUUCCUCGUCGAGCAGGCGCCGAACGCGUCCUACCCCUGCGAGUCGUGCUGCUAA
Molecule: messenger RNA, 1065 nt
Organism: Aureococcus anophagefferens
Lineage: Eukaryota; Pelagophyceae; Pelagomonadales; Pelagomonadaceae
Exons: 2
Coding region: 1-1065 (354 amino acids)
Molecular function (GO): hydrolase activity
Source: RefSeq, a predicted model, not a curated record